AUGCCUGGUCGCCAUCGCAAAACAUCGCCCUUGAAGAAUCCGUCAAAGGCCUAUCUUGCAUUUGGCUUGGAAGGCUCAGCGAACAAACUCGGCGCUGGCGUAGUCAAGCACGAUAAGGACGGUUCUACUACUGUCUUGUCGAACGUUCGACAUACAUACAUUACACCCCCUGGCGAAGGAUUCUUGCCUCGCGAUACUGCGAAACACCACAAGGAAUGGGCGCUGAAGGUCAUCCAGGACGCCGUAGAAAAGGCUAGCACGACAAUCGAGCAGCUGGACUGCAUUUGCUACACGAAAGGGCCAGGCAUGGGAGCACCCCUACAAUCCGUAGCAUUGGUGGCGAGGACGCUUUCCUUGCUAUACGACAAGCCUCUCGUUGGUGUGAACCAUUGCGUUGGACACAUUGAAAUGGGUCGAUUGAUCACGGGCGCCCAGAACCCAGUUGUUUUGUACGUCUCAGGGGGCAACACUCAAGUGAUUGCGUACUCUCGACAGCGUUACCGCAUCUUUGGUGAAACCCUUGACAUUGCCGUAGGCAACUGCCUCGAUAGAUUCGCCAGGGUCAUCAAUCUCAGCAAUGACCCUAGUCCAGGCUACAAUAUUGAGCAAGAGGCAAAGAAAGGAAAGCGAAUGGUGCAGUUGCCAUAUACGACCAAAGGAAUGGACGUCAGCUUGUCAGGGAUAUUGACCUCCGUCGAAGCCUACACGAUGGAUAAACGAUUUAAACCGGAUGCGGUGGCGGCUGAAGUUAAUGAUGAAGAUAUCAUCACUCCUGCCGACUUGUGCUUCAGUCUCCAAGAAACCAUCUUUGCCAUGCUUGUUGAAAUAACCGAGCGAGCCAUGGCUCAUAUAGGCAGCAAAGAGGUACUUGUGGUCGGAGGUGUUGGGUGUAACGAGCGGUUACAAGAUAUGAUGGGGAUCAUGGCUAACGAGCGAGGUGGUCAAGUUUUUGCGACCGAUGAACGGUUCUGUAUUGAUAAUGGGAUAAUGAUAGCCCAAGCGGGGCUAUUGAGCUAUCGUAUGGGUCAAGAAACACCUUUGUCCGAGAGUACAUGCACACAGAGAUUCCGGACCGACGAAGUUCAUGUCGCUUGGCGUCUAUGA
Molecule: messenger RNA, 1104 nt
Organism: Coniophora puteana RWD-64-598 SS2
Lineage: Eukaryota; Fungi; Basidiomycota; Agaricomycetes; Boletales; Coniophoraceae
Product: peptidase M22 glycoprotease
Exons: 8
Coding region: 1-1104 (367 amino acids)
Biological process (GO): tRNA threonylcarbamoyladenosine modification
Cellular component (GO): cytoplasm; EKC/KEOPS complex
Source: RefSeq, a predicted model, not a curated record